AUGGCUGGGAAGCGCAAGUUUCGUGACGCCUGGAGAAACGAAAAUUUCCAGUCUUGGCUAAAACCAGUUGAAGGAAACCCAGAAAGGGUUUCUUGCAGACUCUGCCACAAGGAACUAAAGCUGAAUUUGACGAGUAUCAAAAGAUAUAAUACAAGUAAAAUCCAUCUACAAAAUGAACGUGCAAUUGAUCUUGUACAGUUAGAGCUUGAAGAAAACCAAAACGACAGCAGCACUCCCAAUGAGGUGAAUACUGCAACCUUUCUACUCGCAUGUUUCAUAGCAGAAAAUUAUUUGCCAUUCACUACUGCCGACAAGUUGGUCGAUUUGAUGAAUGGGAUGUUCCCCGACUCUGCUAUAGCUCAGGGUUUAUUCAUGAAGCGUGCAAAGUGUACAGACGUGAUUAGAACCAUGGGGAAAACUGUAACAAACAGCCUGGUAAAAAAAUUGAGGACCAACAAAUUUUCAGUCAUCAUGGAUGAAUCAACUGAUGUAAGCACAACAAAGUCCUGCGCUGUAAUUGUAAGGUUUUAUGAUUCCCAUGAGCAGAAAAUUACCACAGCUAUGCUGGACCUUGUUAAUGUAUACGACUCAAAUAAUGUUCAAGGUUUUCCUGGAGAAAAUUUAUGUACUCUCUUAAUUGAUAUGUUGACAAAGUAUGAUAUUCCUCUCGGUAAUUUCAUAGGAUUUGUAGCUGAUGGUACAUCUAACAUCAUGGGGGAAUAUAAUUCCCUGUGUAGUAGACUCAAGAUCUUAUCGCCUGUACUAACUGUAUUCAACUGUAUAUGCCAUUCUAUUGAUUUAUGUGUUUCAGAGGCUGCAAAACCUCUUCCUCGUCACUGUGAAGAUUUGCUUCGCAGGCAGUAUAUAUACAUGUUUUUGCACAUAGUUCAAAAAGGCAGCAUGCCUUAA
Molecule: messenger RNA, 909 nt
Organism: Macrobrachium nipponense
Lineage: Eukaryota; Metazoa; Arthropoda; Malacostraca; Decapoda; Palaemonidae
Exons: 1
Coding region: 1-909 (302 amino acids)
Source: RefSeq, a predicted model, not a curated record